This is a messenger RNA of Rotaria sp. Silwood2, 420 nucleotides long. NCBI's taxonomy places the organism in Eukaryota, Metazoa, Rotifera, Eurotatoria, Philodinida, Philodinidae. The record is from the annotation of a GenBank genome assembly.
AUGUCGGAGGAGUUAAAAAAGGAAGUAAUUUAUUUGACAGGUUGUGUUAAAAUGAAUUUAUACGAUGGCAAUGAAGAUGAAGCAGUUAAAAUAUUGGACGAUAUAAUAAACAAAUUAUCACCUGUUAAUCACGAAGAUAAAAUGAUAAAAAAUGUUCUUCUUGUAUCAUAUAUUGAACGUAUUGAAUUACUGUACAAAAAAGAAAAAUAUGAAGCAUAUGGAAUAAAUAGUACGAAUAAAUGUUGGGAUACAUUACAUUAUACUGUUAUUCUAUUAUGUUCGACUCCUGAUACUUAUCUUUUUAUUGAUCAAUUUCAUUUUACUACUCGUGUACAUCAAUUCAUUGCUGAUGCUAUACGUAAAUUUCUUAUAAAAUGGAAAGGACCCUUUAGAUUUCAUCGUUCUAUUUUUUCUGUAUAA